Phycodurus eques (leafy seadragon) is the source of this 2529-nucleotide messenger RNA. Its product is annotated as myelin proteolipid protein-like. NCBI's taxonomy places the organism in Eukaryota, Metazoa, Chordata, Actinopteri, Syngnathiformes, Syngnathidae. The record is from RefSeq and is a predicted model, not a curated record. Gene Ontology annotation, biological process: central nervous system myelination; axon development. Gene Ontology annotation, molecular function: structural constituent of myelin sheath. Gene Ontology annotation, cellular component: plasma membrane; myelin sheath.
AUGGCUCUGUCCAUUGUUGGAGGGAGUUGGAUUGAUAACACGGGGCGAGUUGGCGGAUUCGGUGCAUAUCGUCAGUGGAAGAGCUAAGCAGGACACAAGCCCUCGCGUCCUCAACGCAUCCUGGCAGACAUGGGUUGCUAUGAGUGCUGUAUGCGUUGCCUGGGUGGGAUACCAUACUGCUCUCUGGUCGCCACACUGCUGUGCUUCUCUGGCAUCGCCCUCUUCUGUGGAUGUGGACAUCAGGCACUCACCGAGACCGAAAGGCUCAUCGAGACUUACUUUGCCCGUAACCUGCAGGAUUACAUCACCCUUGCUUACAUCAUUCAGUAUUUCCAGUACGUCAUCUACGGCUUGGCCUCUUUUUUCUUCCUCUACUGCAUCAUGCUGCUGGCAGAAGGCUUUUACACCACCAGCGUUGCCAAGCAAACCUUUGGGGAGUUCCGGAGCACCAUGUGUGGCCGCUGCCUCAGCUCCACGUUUAUAGUGAUGACAUACGUGCUGUCUCUGCUGUGGCUGUUGGUGUUCGCCUUGUCGACUCUGCCCGUCUACUUCUUCUACAACAUGGGUGCCACCUGCCACACCAUCGACGUCUUGACCGAGACCCCGGCGAGCAUCAACCAGCUGUGUGUGGAUGCACGGCAAUAUGGGCUCCUGCCGUGGAACGCAGUGCCAGGAAAAGCUUGUGGAAUAACUCUGUCUACAGUUUGCAAGACCAGGGAGUACCGAAUGACCUACGACCUCUACAUCGCUGCCUUCGUCGGCGCGGGCAUCACGCUCAUGGCUCUGCUGACCUAUACCAUGUCAACCACCUAUAACUUUGCGGUGUUGCGCUAUCUGGGGAGGAAGGGCAUAGGUGCACGGUGUUAGGCUCGCCAGCUUCCUGUCUGCACACAACAAGGCUGAAUUAAAGGGACUGCAACCAUUUUCUUCCUUCCCAUCACUUGUCAGUGUAACAACUUUUCGGGGUCUUCAGGGCCACAGACUUUCAAAUGUUUUUUGUUAUUUCUUUACAUCUUGCAUUGUUGUUUUACUUUUUUUAUGAGGGCUGAGGGUUGCGAUACAUUUUACUCUUAUGUCACACCACUAAGCCUGUGAUUUCGAGGAUGAGGGCUUUUUACUUGGUUAACGGUUAGUGUCUAGAUACAAUUAAUGAAAGAUUAUACUUUCCACUAUACUCAAAAAUAGCUCAAAAAGCAGUAAUUAAUUAACAUGAACUCAAUAACAGCCAAUUUGCAAGCACAUGCAGCGGACAAUGGGGAUUAUGCGGUAACCUUGGCUGUCGUUCCUCACAUCUGGUUGUCAUGGUGACAGACAAGCACGCAUUUGCAGUCUCGCAGCUAACCUCUGGGACUUUUCUCACGAGCUGGCGAGCAGCCUCAACAAUAGAGUUGGGUCUUUUUGGAAAAAGUGGCCAAUGAGAAGUUAGUUUGGGGGCCAGCUGCAAGACAAGUCUCCACCAGAGGUUAUGUGUCAAGGGGAAAGGGUCCUGUAGACAAAGAGAGGUCGUGACCUUUCUACAGCGUCCAUGGGGCUCCUCUGGGACAGCAACCAUGACCUCCACUUCUUGUUGAAUAAUAGAAAUGAUGGAUUGUGAGUGAGUUGGCUAAAGGAAUUGUAGAUAAUUUGGCUAUUUCUUCCUCACAACAAAAGGACUUUCUUGUUAAGUUUGAACGAGUACGAUCUGAAUUUGUUUCUCAUACUUGUGAGAUGACUAAAGUGUUAAAUUGCCAAGUAACCUCACUGGACAAAAAUCACUUCUGAAAUGACUCAGCUUUAAAACCACAGUACAGCACACUUACUGUACCUGCCAUUCUUAUAGGAUGAACACUAAUAAUAUCGAGAAACAUUUGCAAGAGCUCUUAUGAAUUCCACCUUAACACGUAUAGCGUGCUUGUCGCACUUUGAGGUUUUACUGAAUGAAAAUCGAGUUAUAAAUCAACUGUAUUAUUAUUAUUAUUACUACUCUAUUUUGAUUGCCACUGUGAAAUGUAUUUUGGCAGUUGGACUCCACUGCAUCAUACUGAGUGGUCAUCUAAUGGAGCUAAACAAGUAUAGUAACAACAUACAGUAUUAGAGAACACCUCUUAUUAUAAGACAUGCAUUUCUCCACAAUUGCAAACUAUAACUACAACCUGUUCGAUAGCGUCAAUCAAAGCUAAGCAUUAGUAUAUUUUCUAAGUCAGAGUGAGUGUUAUAGCUCUUGCACUAGAUGAAUUGGGACACCAUGGACAUUGCUGUUCUUGUAUAGAGAUAUUAAUGACUCAUUUUAUUACAUGACUGAGGUACUUUGAAUUUGCAUUAUGGCUCGCAUUCUCAAGGAAUUUUGUUGUAGUUCUUGUAUAACAUCUUUUGACUUACUGAGACAGUAUUAACUUUUAGGCUUCUUUUUUUUUAACUAGCAACAUAGUUUUAUUUUUGGUGAAAGCUUUAUCUGGCUGCAAGUAGAGCAUUCGUUAAGUGGCAGCUGGCUGUUUGAUUAUACUGUAUGCUUUUCUGUUGUUGGUAUUUGAUAAUAAAAGGAACAUUUUA